This is a messenger RNA of Magnusiomyces paraingens, 1335 nucleotides long. RefSeq lists its product as uncharacterized. The record is from RefSeq and is a predicted model, not a curated record. NCBI's taxonomy places the organism in Eukaryota, Fungi, Ascomycota, Dipodascomycetes, Dipodascales, Dipodascaceae. Bases 1 to 1335 code for a protein of 444 amino acids. The transcript has a single exon.
AUGGCACCGAAACGACCACAUCCCUCACUUCAGCCUAAAAAGAGGGCUAGAUAUCAGAUUCCUGGAGAAGAAACCGAGACUUACGGAGGAAUGUCAAUGGAAAACCCAGCAAUGACUGGAGAGCAAGAAGACGUGCCCCAAGACCAACCUACUACAAUUGACGCGGAAGAAGAAGUACAGGUCACGGAGCAAUCUGCUCCAACACAACCCCAGCACUUGGUACCUCAAAGCACAGUUACAUCGAAACAACUAGCUGAAGAUAACAGCGUAACUAUUUCUCAACAGGAGAUUUACGGCGACCUUACCGAUGAAAACUCUCUUGUUCGCGCAUCACAAUCUCCCAAAGCAAAUAAGCCGAGAAAAAACCGGUCCCCUUUAAAGCCAGGACAUGAGCAAAUAGUAAUGCAAGCGUUUGAAAAGGCGUAUGAAGAAUAUACUUCACAACUCAAUCAUUCUCAAGAAGAUGAAGAUGUGUUUCAUGAUAGUUCGGACCCAAAAUGUUGGGAUCUCCGGAUUUGGAAAGAGGUAUAUGAAGGUGCUUGGAAAUCUGUGCACCAAAUGGAAAGCAGAACCGACUUUGGUACUGUUGAUACUGUGAAGGAGUUUUAUUUCAAUAACAGAAAAACAUAUCGACAUUUGAAGGCCGUGUUGAAUUCUAUACCGGGUGUAGAGUUCAAUACUAAAACUGGUGCGUUUAGUAAUCUCUCUGAUGAGGCCUUGACAAUCCUUUCGGCUCAAAAGAGUAUGAUUAGAUUCCUUGGAAAUAGCAAGCGGCCUUUCCUUCUUACAGAGUAUUUUGAAAAACUUGAUAGUGGUGCUGUCAAGGGCUGGUUUAGAAAGGUGCGGAAAGAGGCGCCGAAUCUGUCAGCUCUUAUACGCGACAACCCAAACCCUGUUGAUGAAUUGUCUUCAAGUGUAGGUACUUUGACUGCCCCAGCACACUCUGUGACCUCCCCUUCCUUAGUUGCAAUCAAUAAAGAGUCAAGCAAUGAUCUUGUGAACGAAACUAUUGAUACAGCAAAUCUACCGCAGCAGAUUAUUCGGUCAGGAAACAACUCUAUCUGGCAAAGAAAACAACAAGAGGUUCCUCAGGGAAACAGAGAUCGAAAAGGUUGGUUUACAAGACUAGUGGAGAGUGGGAAAUUUAGCUAUGAUGAACUCGAGGCACUACUUGUACACAUUAGUUCCAAAAAUGUGAAACCUUCUCUUGCCGCUGAAUUGAACAAUGAUAAUGACCAAGAACUUUUUCUUAAAAUGAGCUACCUUUCCGGGUUUCUUAAGAAAGAAAAGGAAGAGCAACCUUCUUCUUCCUUUCUACCCCCACCGCAGCAGUAA